Homalodisca vitripennis (glassy-winged sharpshooter) is the source of this 5373-nucleotide messenger RNA. RefSeq lists its product as uncharacterized. The record is from RefSeq and is a predicted model, not a curated record. The transcript has 9 exons. Bases 458 to 5050 code for a protein of 1530 amino acids. Lineage: Eukaryota; Metazoa; Arthropoda; Insecta; Hemiptera; Cicadellidae.
UGAAGUGGUGAAGACCGAGUAAGUUGUGUGGAUUGUUAUGAUUAAUGUUUGUGAAGUUUUUAUGGUCAAAUUGUUGAUGAAACUAGUAUUACGUAAGAUUUAACUAUUUUCCGUUCUGCCCAAUUAUUAGGAAAUCCAACAAAGGCUCCAGUCUGAUUGUUCCAGUAAGGGCACUAUAACCAGGCCAAAUUAGCCUAGUUUUUAAUAGAUAAAUCUUCUAGAUAAUUUUGUUGAAGAAUGAAGCCAAAGAAGCCAUAUGCGUGAAAAUGAAAAGUAUAUGACAGUGGCAUCUUUUAUUUUGAUUUAGAAAUUGAAUUUUUCUUUAUUAUAAUUUUAAAGUGACAAACCGAUUUUUGAAAUGGCAACCCUACUAGGGUGUUUUUUACUUUGUUCGAGAUAAUUUUUAUUCAGGAAGUAUGGUGAAUGAAAACUCAAUAGACGUUUUUAGUGACACAAAAUGUCAAGUGAGAUUGAGGAGGGUGAUGUUAUACUGAUUGCACCUCAUACAAAGAAUCAAGACGGGUCUGAAACUUUCUUAAUUCUAGAUCCAUGCCCUUCAACAGAGGAGUGUGUUAAUGAUCCUCCAGGAAUAGAGCUGAUAGAUCUAACCGCGGAGGUGAAAAAUACUGGAACUAUUGCAGUACUGUCUACAAAUAGUAAUACAGGGGAAUUGGAGAUAUCGUUUACAAAGAAAGACGACACACAUUCAGAAACAAUGGAUUCUGCACCAGAUACAGGAAUUCAGUUAAAUGGUGCAUCAACAGAACAGAGUGCCAUUGAAUCCUCAGAUGAGAUCAUUAAUGAUGAUGAUUUUUUGGAUUGUAAACUAAAAGAUGAGGAAGAAGAUGUUGAUGUUGAGGAGAUAAGUGUGACUGAUGUUCAUAAUAGGAGUGAACUGAGUUCAGUCACCUUAGAUGAUUUAGAUGAAGAUAAUCAGCAAAUAGACAAUGAACAAGAUGAUGAGCAAGAAGAGGGGACUCUCUAUAUUGAUGAUGAUAAAUAUACUGAUAUUCAAGAGGAACAGACAAAAGAACAUUCAAAACAAUCUACAGAUAAUUUAAAUGAUGCAGAUAACUUAAAUGAUGCAGAUAAUUUUAAUAAUUCAGAUCAUUUAAAUGCAGUUCAAAUUUUGCCCAAAAAAUCUAAUCUUGAAGUUGAAAAUUGUGAUAUCAUAUUUGAAAAGGAACAUUCUUCAGAAGUAUUCUUAGAUAAGCAAGAACCACUUGAACAAGUCGAAAUUGGACCGAAUUCAGAGAUACAAAUUGAAGAAGUAAGUGAACAAAAUAUGAUUGGUUAUGAAAAGUGUUUUGAUGAGAGUAUAAAUGAUGUCAGGAAAAAACCUGUUCUCCAAGAAGCACUAGUUCAUGGACAGAUAAUUAAAAUACCUUCUGAAAUAGAAUGUGAUGAAGAGAAAUUAGAUGACAGUGAGUAUGUUGAUAGCACUAACACUGCUUUAACCCUGUUGGAGCUAGCUGGUGGAACAUCUUUCAGGAACCCCAUUGAGUCUAAUCAAAUUGAACUACAGCUAAGUGAUUUAGACCAAGAUGGAGUUCCACUUUUAACUGAUUCAGUUACUGUCACUGAAUCACAGUCUGAGACACCCGUUUUAGCAACUCUUCAACCAGUACAAUUAGAUACACUGGUAGAAAAAUUAUCAUGCCCUGAACAGACUACUACGUCAGAUCUUGAUCAACCAGAGAACACUUCAUCUUGUCCCGGACAAACGCCUACAUCAGACUUUGAUCAACCAACAGACACCUCAUCUUGUCUUGAACAAGCAUCUACAUCAGAUUCCACCCAGAUGAAACCUGAACUACCACCAGGUCAUAAAAUACCGAGUAAUUUGAAAUCAACCCACGAUAUGGUCCAAUGUAUAUUGGUAAGUGGUGACACACCGAGGUUGGGAACUAAAUGUGUAAAAUCUCAUUACAAGCAUAUAACAAGCUCCAUAAUUACAAAAGAUGAAAUAGCAAAAGAGAUUAUGGAGAGAUCUUUGCAGAAGUGUCCUUAUACUUCUCAGGGUGGAGGAGAUGUAAUUUUUGCCAUGAAAUUGGCACAUAGAUUGGCCACCCGUAUUGUCUCUCCUGAAAAGACUCCUUGUGUAGAAGCGGAGAAAAGUUCUGGAGAAGAAACAACCAAUCUUUCCAAAAAAGAUGACACUUCUGUUUUGAAAGAUCCUGUGGCCAAAUCAAGUGAUGGAGUAUCAACGCCAAUGCAAAAGGUUCAGUCAACACCAACACAAAAGAAAAAUGCAAUUUCUGACAAAUAUGAAUUACUUAAAAUUCUUGAAGAUGAUCCCGAUGAUGUACCUAAUAUUGUUGAAACCCCUGUAGUUGAUAAAAAACAGAACAUUGAUGAAAGUAUAGCAUUAGAUAAAAAACCUAUCAAAAUAAAGGAUUUAAAGUCUUCUCGGUCAUCACCUUUAAUCAAACUUCAUCCGGAAUUGGAAAAAGAACUUGCCUUAAAACAAUUGGAAGGUUUCAAAAAUGAACAUGAUAAACGUAAAAAGAAAGUAGUUUUUGGUCCUAAUUAUGUUAAGAAGAUGGCUAAAACUGAACAAGAAACACCAAGAAAACAUCAUGAACACAAUAAUAAUCUUAAUUCAAGAAACCAAAGUAACAUGGGUAAGAGAAAGAGCAAUGAAGAUUCAGUAAAAUCAUUGAAAAAAGCUAAAAUGGACAGAGUAAGCAGUGAGACAGUGACAGCGGAUCCGAGUCAGAUAACUGAAAUUUUGACAGUAGAAGGUCAAGAGUUGACUGGGGAUCAGCCAAAAGAUGGAAAAUCAUUAAAACAAUAUUCUAACAAAAGAUUGUCAAGAAACGCUGAAACCCCCCCUCGAGAAGUGCCUAUGGAAGUAUUGCUAAAUGGUGUUGAUGAUUUGGAAGGUCCUGAAAACGAGAUGGAUACGUCAAAAAAUAAAAUUUUCAAGGCUACAAAUCCCAGAAAACGACAAGAAGAACUAAAGCGUAAAAGACAAAAACAUUUUGCCAACAUGUUACAAAAAAAUCAACCACUUAAGAAAAGAGGUAGGCCACCAAAGAAAAAACCUGAUAAAAAACCCAAGGAUGAGUUCUUUAAUGAAGAGUUACUUUGGAGCAAAAGACCAAGACAGAAUCUGUCUAAGAAUGAAGUAGAUAAACAACCUGACACACCUGAUUUAAAAGAAAAUGAAUCGUCUAGUAAAAUAGAGAAACCAGUAAAAACAAAAAAGAUGAGAGAAAUAGAACAGCUUCUAGGUGACGAAGGAGCCAUAAACAUGCUGUACUCUGUUGAGCAAAAGAGAACAACUGGAAGCGAACCUAAGAGAAGUAUGUUACCAUCAUAUCGAAGAAAAAAGAAGGAUUUGCAACUGAAAACAAAGCUAGUGAAGUCGGCUGUCCUCAGGUUGACAGUUAGUCCACCUCAACCAACAGGGAGAGUGUCAUUGCGAGGUCAAGCUGCGAAAGAGGAUGAAAAUGAGGAAAACAGUGAAGUUUCUUUACGGAAGAUGUCUGUAGAUUCUCGUGACUCUCAUCAAUCAAUGUCCUCCCCCCCAAAUGAACCUUUUCCGUUUCCAGCGAAAAUCGUUCCAGCAGAAGCGUCCAGAAUAAUCAGACGACAUUCCUCCAGCAGUAACUACUCCAGUCGUAGCAACAGUCCCCGAAGACUCAGUGUUGACAGUGAGAGGAUUAGUUUGGCCUCCCCGGAACGUCAGGUGACAGAAGUGGGUCAGGGUGAUGCAGUGUUGCCAAGUGCCAGCAAACAUGGUAAAUUAAUGAAACCCCAACAAACCCCCGAAGUUGUUGGUGUGAAGAGGUCUGAGAGGGUGGAAAAGUCUCUUCUAGAAAAGGGUAAAGAACUGAGCUUAACCCAAGAAACCCUUCAGGAAACGAAUAAGAAAGUUGAAAAGCAAAUUUCAAACAGUGCAAAGUGUAAGUCUAAAGGUCAAAUAAAAUUGGAUCUGAACAAUGUGAGGCUGCCGACAGGUAGACCGAGAAGGGAAUUGGUGUUACCGCCGCAGCCAUGGCUGAAGAGGAAACGUGCAGAUUUAAACUCUACUUUGGCGGCUGCUGUUGAAGGAUUUACCAAAGAAACUGACUCCAAUAACAAAAGUACCCCGAGUGGAACACCAAAGAAACUGGCAUCAAAGACUUCGGCAACCAAUUCAAAAACUAAACCUGCAAAGAUGGCAACUGAAAAAAUAUCAGUUUACAGAAAAACAACACCCACUGUUCCAACCAGGGAAUGGGGUGAGAAACCGUCCGUGGUUUACAAAGAGUUUAUGCUGAAGCGGCACAAUCACCUGGUGGAGAUCAUCAUGGCGCCCGUCUCCACAAAACUGAGAAACACCUUCAACACUAAUGUGCUCAGAGAGCUGAUUGCGGUUCUGAAGGGACUUGCCCUGGACGAGAAUUGUCGCGUAGUGCUCAUCACAUCCAACGGUGACACUUUCUGUCAAGGGGUGGACUUUCCCUCCCUCGUCCAGCCCAUUGAGAAGCGGAUGGAGGUGGCCAUGGAGUUGGCAGUGGCUGUGAAGGACUUCAUAAAAGCACUGGCGAUUUUCACCAAACCUGUCCUGGCCGGAGUGCAAGGUCCUGCAGUGGGAUUGGGCGUCACAAUGUUGCCGCUGUUUGACAUGGUGCUGUCGAGCUCACGCGCGACGUUCCACACGCCGUACGCCUCACUGGGCCAGAUACCUGAGGGUGCAGCCACACUCACGAUGCCCACCCUACUCGGCUGUGCUGCGACGAGUGAGCUGUUUUUCGCCAGCCGCAAGCUGACUGCCACAGAAGCCCUCGGUUACGGCUUGGUCACCAGGAUACUGGAAUCUGACGACUUCCACAAGGAGCUGCUGUCGGUCGUCGGUGACAUAGCCUCGCAAUCCUCGCAGGCGAUGGAUGCUACCAAAGCGUUGCUGCGCCACAACUUCAUGAGCAGCCUGGAAACCACUCUGGUGUCCGAGACCCACCUACUGAUACAACACUGGGCUAGCAACGAAUGUCAGGCCAAUUUCACGAAGUACCUGGAAGGAGACGAGAAUCCUCUCAGUCUUCAGAAACAACCAAUUUGAGGUUGGGAUUCAAUCAUAGUCUCUGUAAGAAAUCUGUACAAAAGUUAGUUGUUAUCACUUCAGUUGGUUACAGCACCUGCUGUAUGUAAUAAUGUUUUGUUUAUAGCAAAUUUUAUCACCUUUCUUAAAGUUUUUACUGUUUAUACUAAUUGUGUAAAGUUUUAUGAAUAAAGUAUAAGUUUAUUCUGUUCCUUUAUUUCGUUAAUGUACGUAGUUAGAUGUGACGUUGAGUUUAUCGUGGAGUCUAUUUUUAAUACACUUUAAAAGCUGUCCAUUUGUUGAAAAAGUAUGUUUUAGUUAUUCAUGAAAUGAAGAUGUAAAUU